AUGAGCGGUGCAUUGAGCGGACAUGUCCGACAGUAUCUGGUGGCUGGGCUGAUGUAUACACCGUCGCAUACAUGGACAUGGGCUAAAAUCCAUUAUCUUCUAGGAUUCCCAUUCUCACCACCAAGUGUCCAGCGGUAUGUCCAGCGGUACACCACAAGACGAGGAUGGUUGCAAAUGCGGUGUACUUGUAAUACUUGCUAUUCAAAGAAACUCAUGUUCCGAAUUACAAGGUAUAUGUUAUCGAUCGAAAGUGAUUCUGAAGGUUCCACCAUGGCUGCAAAUGCGACAAAUAUGCUGGCGAGGCUCACCGUUGGCGUUUUUGCAUGUUUGACGCGGCAACAGCCUAAUCCCGAAUAUCAUCAAGUGACAAGAGCUCAUAGCAAAAAUACGAGGGAUAGUACUCGGUGUGACAAAUUGAGAACUCGAUUCAGAUGA
Messenger RNA from Fusarium venenatum, 435 nucleotides. Lineage: Eukaryota; Fungi; Ascomycota; Sordariomycetes; Hypocreales; Nectriaceae. The record is from RefSeq and is a predicted model, not a curated record.